AUGGGUGUCGCGGACUCUUCACACAGAACUAUCCAUCCCUUAAAGAGGCGAAAAACCUCUCAUAACACUACCGCUACAUUCCGUCCUGUUGCCGACGCCACCCCCCUCAAGGAUCUCAAGGGCGACAGGUGUACGUCCUGCCGCCGCGCCUUCCCUGCCUCGAAGCAGAACCAGCUCUUGCAGUGUGCUCGCUGCCUGUCUUCAACGUGCACAAUUUGCUCGCGGAUUUGCAACGGAUGCCCGCCUUCCACCACCGUGCCUCCCACCCCGACCCUCACUGACACACCGAGCCUCCCCGACACUCCCUUGGAGUCCCCCUUCCGAACCCCAGAUUCGCUUCCCAGACGGCCUGCCCUCUCUCAGAGCACCAACAUGGUCGUAGACGUCGGGGUGGCUAGCAGUGUGGCCGGGCGAAGACGAAAGGUGCGUGACGAAGACUUCGCGGAAGGAGCGCGGAGCGCGGAAGGCAGCGGCGAUGGAGAUGGAGAAGAUAUGGCGACUCCCGGGUGUGGAAGAACCAUAUGUCAGAACUGUUCGUUCGAGACCCCUUCCAGGGACAUCACAACUUGCUACGACUGCGGAGGACGUCCACACACACCAUGA
Molecule: messenger RNA, 603 nt
Organism: Epithele typhae
Lineage: Eukaryota; Fungi; Basidiomycota; Agaricomycetes; Polyporales; Epitheliaceae
Exons: 3
Coding region: 1-603 (200 amino acids)
Source: RefSeq, a predicted model, not a curated record